Messenger RNA from Catharus ustulatus (Swainson's thrush), 1248 nucleotides. RefSeq names its product interferon alpha-inducible protein 27-like protein 2A. The coding region runs from base 339 to 845 and encodes 168 amino acids. The record is from RefSeq and is a predicted model, not a curated record. Gene Ontology annotation, biological process: apoptotic signaling pathway. Lineage: Eukaryota; Metazoa; Chordata; Aves; Passeriformes; Turdidae. Gene Ontology annotation, cellular component: membrane; mitochondrion. The transcript is spliced from 5 exons.
AGGGCAGGGCAGCUGGGCUUCAUCUCCAUGGCAGGGAACACUGGAUUGUAUCCUGGGAUUGCUCUAGAGCCAAACCAGCCCUUGGACUCCUCACUGCUCUGAAUCCCUCUGAACCCUCUGGAUUGUUUGCUGUGUCCAGUGCUGGGUCACUCAGCAGGCAGGCUCCAUGCUCCUGGGGCAUCACACCUCAAUCUGUCUUUGCAAGAGCUGCAGGUUUCUCUCUUGGUACCAAAACUGGGCUGACAUCUGUAGCCUCUCCUCCACCACAAGAGCGUCCCAAGGCAGAUUUCAUUGUGGAUGUGUUCGGUGUUUGUUUCCGUGUUGGAAAGUCUGCCGAGAUGCCCAAGAAAAAGCCAACUCCUGGUGAUGAACCCAAGAAGGAGACAACUUCAGAUGAGGAAUCCGGGGAUGAGACAACUCCUGGUGCCAGUCCCAAGGAUGAUCCUGGUAGCAGUCCCAAGGGUAGGAAUAGUCCAGGGAAGAAAAAGAAAGUCAUUGGAGCUGUCAUUGGAGCCACAGUGGGAGCAGGAGUGGCACUGGUUGGCAUCCCGUUGUUCAUCAGCGCACUGGGGUUCACAGGAGCCGGCAUCGCCGCUGGCUCCAUCGCUGCCAAGAUGAUGUCAGCAGCUGCCAUUGCCAACGGGGGAGGAGUGGCUGCCGGCAGCACCGUGGCCGUGCUGCAGUCGGUCGGAGCUGCAGGUUUCUCUCUCGGUACCAAAAUUGGGCUGACAUCUGCACUGAGCACAGUUGGUGGAGCAAGCGGUUUUUUGCUGUCCAAGAAAGCUCGAAGAGACAAAGCUAAAAAAAAGGACAAAAAUCCAUGUGACAAACCCAAGAAAAAGUAACUCGGGUGAUGAACAUGAGGAGGAGACAACUCCAGACGAGGAACCCAGGAGAAGCCAAGCAGGUGCCUGACCCCAAGGCUUUGCAAUGCACAAUGGCAGGUGCUGGCAAAGCCCCACAGACCCCUCAGGGCUUUGCCUCCCCUUUUAAAAGCUUUGGAUUCUCUUGAGCAACAAGUGCUCAAUAAAGGCACUUUUCCUGCAGCAGAGAUGGUGUUUGUGUGUCACUGCAGCUCUUGGGUGAUGGUGGCAUUAGAGGGUGAGAGAGCACCAAGAGCACCAUCCCCACAUGAAAUCUGUGAGAUUCUGCUUUUAAACUGUGUGGCUUGUGCUGCCCACAUCCACUUGGAUCUUCCAAGAUUAAAACCAUGUUCUUGGGGUUCAUUUUGAGAUGUGGAGUGUAAAG